Molecule: messenger RNA, 3815 nt
Organism: Nelumbo nucifera (sacred lotus)
Lineage: Eukaryota; Viridiplantae; Streptophyta; Magnoliopsida; Proteales; Nelumbonaceae
Source: RefSeq, a predicted model, not a curated record
UAUUUUAUGAGCUCUGUCCGUCGAUCGUCAGUUGAGUCCUUGCCGGCUGCCGGCUGCCGCCCUCUACUGAGGUUGAGACUUGAGACUUGAGAGAAGAUGGAGAGAGGCUGGUGUCUGGGAGCAGUAAUUAGUUAUUACCAUGCGAACUGAAAUCUAAGCACUUCAAGGCUAUUAAUUAAUGUUUAAUGAGGUGUGCCAUUAUCAAAAAGUGGGUUCUGCUCAUGUAAAUUCAAAAUUGAUAAUGACGAUUGGUGGAAAGUGUAAACAUUUACGAAGGAAACAAAAAAGAAACCUCGAAAUUGACAAAAUAAAAAAUAAAAAACAAGAAUCAUUGUCGCCUUCCAUAGUUUAUUAAUACUAUAAUCAAUGUAGAUUCUAAUUACAAGAUUUUUCCUUUUAAAUUUGAUUUCUUCAGCUACUCCCAUUCAAGCAAGCUAGAUGCCUGAAACAGUUAGGGUUUUCAAAUGCCUAAGUAUCUUAACAAGUUCAACAGAGGACGGGCAGUUCUACUAGGUAAAAAGUAGACGGGUGGUUCUUGAGAAGUUUUUGAGAAGAUUAAUUCUGUUCCACUUCUUUUCAUGUAGCUCGAACUCUUAGUUUCGUAGCGAGGAGUUGCAGAUCGCUCUGGUUUGGUGUAUGUUCAAGUUUCGACAAUUUGAUAUGUGUCCGAGGUUGCUGAAGCUCAUAAUAUCGAUGCUCUGGUUUACUAAUUUCGCUUAUUAUUCAGUUUUCUUGCACUCUGCUUCCUCUUUAGUUGUAAAUUUCUCUGCUUGGGGUGAAGAAUUGGUCUUCUAGGGGCUUGGUGCUUGUUCUGAUGUCAAAGCUUCAAUUGAGGUUUUAUGUACUAUGGUAGAUAGUUGUUUUGUAUCUGAUAUUGUUACUACCCUGUUAAUCAAUUUUAGAUCUCUCUGGGUUUCUUGAAUUCUUACAAUGUCCGGGAUUUCUGAUAGCCUUAGUUCGGGUUUUUUUUUUUCCUGAAUUUAAAACGGUCUACUAAUUGGGUUCUUAAUUCUAUUGUCGAAAAAAAUGGGAAUUUCCAUGGCACCAAAUGUCACUUGUUCUUGAUCAGUGGUACCAACCGUUACUUCUCUUACCAUUUUAACAUUACUUUGUCCACUGAACUAUUGCAAUGUUAUAAUUGAGGUGUCAUGUUCUUUAGCUUUAGCUUAGGCUACAUUGUCCUUUUGACACCUGCAAUACUCCUUCAGAAAUCUGAUAGAUGAUCCUUCAUCAAGUUUUGGUCUAGUUCUUAGAUUAUUAUUUCAGCUUUUUUACAUUGUGUAGGAAAUUGUAUAUUUGGCAUGCUUUCUAAGAGCCCGAAUUACUGCUGAGGUUGCGUUUGUCGACACAUUUUUCUCUUCAUUUAUCUCCAAUUAAAAAAAAUAUGGACUGUCUUUUGCAUGCUCAGAGUUGAAAUCGUUGCUUGAAUUGCUGGAGUUUGGUUUAAUUAGGUGUAUUUCUUGAUUGACUAAUGUAAAUCUGUUACCUCCCUUUUUGAUUUUUAUAUGGUCUUGACUGACUUUUGGAUCUCUUGUCAGAUCUCCAGGAUUGCAUGAGAUAGUAGAAGUCUGAACUCCCAAGCGGAUCAGUGUUCAUUGGGUAGCUAGUUCUAUUCUUAAUGUUAUGGAGUGUUCAGUUCAUUUUGAAAAGCUAUGUCAGUUCAAGCCCAGGAGAUUGCUUUUUGUCAUGGGGUCUGUAGCUAUUAUUAUCUUAUUGUUUCAGUCAUUGAUGCUUCCAUAUCGAAAUGCUCUUUUGUCUUUAUCUCCUGAUAAUAAGGUUAUAAAACUUGGAAAAAGCAUCUUUUCAAGUGGAAAUUCUCCUCCUAAAACCAUGAAUUCUGGUAAUUUUCUACUUGUGGAUGCUUUAAAUUCGACUGAAUCAUCUGUAAUUCUUGGGGUGGUCAAAAGUUCCAAUGAUUCCAAUACGAUGAAAGAGACUGAGUAUAAUGAAGAAGCUGAAGACCAGGAUGAUGAUUUUGUAUCAGAAAAGGACAGGGAUCCAGAUAAUGCAUUUGAACUAGAUGAGGAAAUAGAGUCCGAGAAUGAAAUUUUGUCUGAGGAAUUUGUAAACGAGAAUUCUACGCCGGAGGAUUUCAAGGAUGUACACAUUGGUUCUUUGGUAGACAGACCUACAGAAACAAAACACAAUCUAUCCCUGGAGCAGAUUAUUACACCAGAUAGUGGUUUUUCAUUUGAUAAAGGGCAGAAAGCAGAUACAAGUAUGACACUGGAGAAUACUAGAAGCAAGGAUGCUGGGACCACAUUCUCUCUGCUUGCAUUGUCACCUGUAGCUUCUUUAACUAACAUGACAUGUCUUAGAGGCUCGGAUGCAAAAUGUAAUGAGUCAAUUAUUUUGUUAACUUUUAACAAUAACCAACUGCCUAUAAGGAAGAAGGUGAGGUCUGAGAUGCCACCAAGAUCAGUGACUUCAAUAGCUGAGAUGAACCACUUAUUGCUCCGUAGCCGUGCAUCUCCUCGUUCAUUGAAGCCACGAUGGUCUUCAGUACGUGACAAGGAACUUUUGUCUGCAAAAUUACAGAUCCAGAAUGCUCCUGUUGUAAGGAAUGAUAGAGAGCUUUAUGCUCCUCUUUUUCGGAAUGUUUCCAUGUUUAAAAGGAGUUAUGAACUGAUGGAACAUUUGCUCAAAGUCUACGUCUACAGGGAAGGAGGAAAGCCCAUAUUUCAUCAGCCAAUCCUCAAGGGAAUAUAUGCUUCUGAGGGAUGGUUUAUGAAACUGAUGGAGGGAAACAAGCAAUUUUCUGUGAAAGAUCCAAGAAAAGCCCAUUUGUUUUACAUGCCUUUUAGUACACGAAUGCUAGAAUUUACAUUGUAUGUGCGCAAUUCACACAAUAGAACAAACCUACGCCAAUAUUUGAAAAGCUAUGCCGAAAUGAUUGCUGCAAAAUAUCCCUUCUGGAACAGAACUGGAGGAACAGAUCAUUUUCUUGUUGGUUGCCAUGACUGGGCUCCAUAUGAAACAAGGCAUCACAUGGAACGUUGCAUCAAAGCCCUCUGCAAUGCUGAUGUUACCACAGGCUUCAAAAUAGGCAGGGAUGUAUCUCUGCCAGAAACAUAUGUCCGCUCUGCAAAGAAUCCUCAAAGGGAUAUUGGUGGAAAACCUGUUUCUGAGAGAAAAAUUCUUGCCUUCUAUGCCGGGAACAUACAUGGGUAUUUACGUCCAAUCCUACUCAAGUACUGGGAGAACAGAGACCCCGACAUGAAGAUCUUAGGUCCGAUGCCUAGUGGUGUUGCAAGUAAAAUGAACUACAUUCAGCACAUGAAGAGCAGCAAGUACUGCAUAUGUCCUAGGGGUUAUGAGGUGAACAGUCCACGAGUUGUUGAGGCCAUCUUCUAUGAAUGUGUCCCUGUUAUUAUAUCUGACAACUUUGUGCCUCCCUUUUUUGAGGUUUUAGACUGGGAAGCCUUCUCAGUCAUUCUCCCAGAGAAAGAUAUUCCCAAUUUGAAGGACAUACUCCUUUCAAUAUCACACAAGAAGUAUCUUGCGAUGCAGCUGAAUGUAAAGAAGGUGCAGAGACAUUUUCUUUGGCACACUAAGCCUCUCAAGUAUGAUCUAUUUUAUAUGACUCUCCAUUCAAUCUGGUUCAAUAGAGUAUUUCAAUUAAAACUAAGAUGAGAGCUUUUUAGUAGUGACAAGAGUGACACAUCUCAGCCUUCUUUGUAAAGAAGAAAGAACCCAAAGAAGGGGAGAAUGAAGGCUAAGAGGUAUUACAGAGACAAUGUAGAGUGAAGCAGGUGGGAGGUAUCAUGUAAUUACCACUCAAUCAAUAAACCAAUCUCUCUCUCUCUCUCUCUCUC